CUCGUGAAAGGCUAGGAAAACUAACAAUUCAAGCACAUAUUUAAACGUGUUGCCUUUCACUUACUAAUAGUAUAACUACCAGAGAAACAACCACCAGGAUUCGACGGAGACCAUGAUACUAUACUUGGAGAACAUUUUUCAAUCUAUUACAAUUAGAUUUUAACCACAGCGUUAAAAUAUUAAGAAAAUUGACUUUGGGAUUGAGAUACUCUUGUAUUCUCUCUGAAAUAUUAUGUAAUUGAUUGAAUAUCGUAUAUGAAUCACAGGACUGGAGGCUCCAAUCCUCCGCAAGAGCAAUUAGUUACCAGCUAUUGCAUUAGACAACAAAUCAUCUAAAACUGCAGCAGCAACAGAACCUUCAUCAUCCCGCUGAUGGAUGCAUAUGCUAAACAAUAAUGAUAGCUGAAAUGAUGCAGGUUGACGCAACAGCCCUAACGAGAUAAUAAACAUCAAAGAAGGGAACACACGAGAAGGAUAACCUCUUGUUUUCGGAUUAUCGCCCCGGGAUUAUCCUACGUUAUCUCAAGUACAAAUACUAAUCAAACUUACCUGGGCAACUUCUAUUAACACCAGGAUUGGUACGAUUUGUGUUAUUUAUUUUAUCAGAUAUCAACAAGAGCAUUGUGUAAUAUAUCAGAAAGCUAUUGUGCCCACUAAACAGUGUCACAAGAGGACAAAAUUAACAAGAGCGAAAGGCAUAACAUUAUUGUUGGCACGAGGAGGAUUUUGUGAGAUAUGAGCACAACGUAAUACGUGUACUAAGUUCAUAUCAAUGACAAAACCGAACACAGGUCUACUGUAAAUACUAUAAUAUAUAUUAAAGAUCAACAUGAUGAAUCAAAUCACCCAGGAAGGAGUGCUGACCGAACAAGACAUAAGAGAAUACCGAGAAGCCUUCCAGUUGUUUGAUAAGGAUGGAAACGAUAGUAUCAGUGCUUCUGAACUUGGAGUGGUUAUGCGCGCCCUCUAUCAGAACCCAACGGAGAAUGAACUGCAGAACAUGCUCAAUCAAGUCGAUAAAGACGGUAAUGGUACCAUAGAAUUCAGCGAGUUUCUAAAUCUCAUGGUGGAACAUCGGAAAGACGGGGAUGCUCUACGGGAAGACCUCCGCGAAGCAUUCCGAGUAUUUGACAAAGACGGUAACGGACUCAUAUCUCCGGAUGAACUUAAGCACGUGAUGACAAACAUUGGAGAGAAGAUGUCGCAAGAGGAAGUAAAUGAAAUGAUGCAGGAGGUUGAUUUAAACGGAGAUGGAUAUGUGGACUUUGAAGAGUUUGUCAGAGUCAUGACAUGUCCUGAUCUAGAUGAACGAAGAAAAAUACCGGAGAAAAGUGAAGAUACGUAGGACAACAGGUUUAUUCGAAGGAAAAAUAAAUAUGGAAUUAACAGAUACAACAUAUUUUCAUCGGUGACAAUUUCAUCCUCGUGCAGUGCCCAUGUAACAUUACUCAGUCGUAGGACAUUGCAAAAUGUUGAUAAAAAGAUGGCGGUGCAGUUCACCUGUUAUAAUAUAUACAUAUGGGCUGCAAUAUCAUCAUUAUAUCGCUGUGCAUCGUAUGGCAUAAACUGCUGAUGUUCAAGAUCUAGCAACCCAACAACGCACUGAACUAAAUGCCACUGAGACUGCCACCUUCAGAUAAAGAAGUGACGUUUCUACAGGACCACACCAC
Owenia fusiformis is the source of this 1670-nucleotide messenger RNA. Lineage: Eukaryota; Metazoa; Annelida; Polychaeta; Sabellida; Oweniidae. The record is from the annotation of a GenBank genome assembly.